AUGGCAGACAAUCGUAACGCAACUGGACGAGCUUUACAGCGGAUAGCUCAGAUACAUGCUGCAUUCUCUUCUGCAAACAGCUCUUGUUCUGGAAACAACAAAAGCUCGACCUUUUCAUCAACAGAUGCAAAUACUAGCAGUGCUACGGUUUGCAUUGGAGAUGUUGUUUUUCAAGUACGGACUCCAGAAUAUCCAGAGCUUGUUCCAAGUUUGUCAGUUCCGUUUUUUGAUGGUGCUCAAGAUAUGAUCGCUCAUCUUCGAUGGAUGGCACAAAAGGAUCUUCUUGGACAAGACAUCGAUCCAGGACCACUAAGACGGCAUUUGGUAUUGAGAUAUGCUCAGCUAUCUCAGCGCGAGAUUGAGUACGUUGCUAUCUCACGAGAUGUUUCAGAUACAGAUCUAAAACAACGACGUGAAAUUAAAAACGGUACUGCAUUUUACAUUGAUCAAGCGUGUGUUCGUGCUGCCAUAUUUGGCAGACUUUUGAUUUUAGAUGGCGUAGAGAAAGCAGAACGGAAUGUUUUGCCUCUGCUAAAUAAUCUCUUGGAAAACCGAGAAAUGGCUUUGGACGACGGUCGGUUUCUCGUUCAUCCAAAAAGAUAUGAUAGUUUAAUUCAAGGUCAUGGAAUGUCAAGUCUUGACAAAGCAAAGAAAUACGAUGGAUUUCCGCUUGACCCACCAUUUAGAAGUCGGUUUCAAUCGCGAAGCAUUAAUCCGCCUACACUAAACAGCAGUUUAAGUCAUCUGUGUGGUCGCUUUCCGAGUGUUUCGCAACAGUAUAUUGAACGGCUUGUUUGUGCAAGUGCUGUUUUGCGAGAUAUAUCAUCAAUUCCCGAUUUUCCAAUUAUUUUUGAUAACUUUGUUGCCAUUCUUCAGUCAUUUCCAAAAGUCGACCCAAGUAUCCUGAUCGAAGCCUGUUAUCCAUAUUUAUCACUACCAUUUUUUGACGAGCAUACUAAAAAUAUAUUUUAUGGCGUAUUGAAGCGAUUUGAUUUGGCACACCAUCAGGACAUAACCAGCACUAGUAUGGCUCUUGAAUCCUUAUCUGAAAAAACACAUACCUUACCAUAUAGCAUAAUAUCUUUUGGAGAUGCUAUUUUGCCCACAGAAAACCAGGAACAACAGCUACCCCCUUUAAUUGAGCGUAUAGUGCAAUUUCGUGAUAUCACUGGGGAUACUUUAAAAGUUCGACUUUCUAGUGGAUCUGAAAUUUCACAGCAAACUUCCCUUUUUGUCAUGACCCCUUAUCAUGAACAGCUUCUUACAAAGCUGCUCAUGGUACAUACAUCUAGUGACAUUUGCAUUACUGGCGAUAAGGGAUGCGGAAAAUCAGCCAUUAUACGUGUCCUUUGCCAGUCCCUGGGAUACCAAACAGAGUAUGUCUGUCUUUACAAGGAUUUUUUUUCAAGAGAUCUUUUGCAGCGAAGAAAUACACUUUCAUCUGGAGAUACUGUAUGGGAGAAUUCAGGGUUGAUCGAGGCAGCACUAAAUGGUAGAAUCGCAAUACUGGAUCAGAUUGAUGCUCUUGCAUUUGGUACACUUGCUAGUAUUCAGCGACUUAUAGUUGAUCGAGAGCUGUCCUUGCCAGACGGCAGUACUCUUGUUCGCGCAGAUCGAUUCAAAUCCCUUAUUGUAAAGCAUGGCUAUUCUCGCAAAGAAUUAGCCAAACGUCAGAUAUUUUGCAUACAUCCUUCAUUCAGAAUCAUUGGUAUUGCACGAUCUACUUUAUCCACAAGCAUAAAAGGCCUAUGGUUGACACCUGAAUUGGCUUCAAUGUUUUUGUUUGUUCCGAUGCGCAAUCUUAAUCUGGAGGAAGAGACUCAUGUUAUCCAGUCUUUAUAUCCUCAUGCGCCUGUAGAGCCCAUGCGACAUUUUAUAUCGAUUGCUUCAAAAUUGCGCUUGGAAAAGGAUGAUACUCUUAAAGAAUUUUCUGCGAGUUUAUCUACCAGACAACUACUUCGGAUUGCUCGAUAUCUGACCAAAUAUCCACAAAAUAAUCCUCGAACUAUUAUCUUCAAAGCAACUCUAUAUCAAUUUUUGCCAGCAUUAGCAAAAGAUGCGCUUGAUCUUUACCUAGAUGACCAAGGAGUUCCCCGUCAGCAAGAUACCGACAUAAAAAAAGAUGUUCAGUGUGCGGUCGUUUUGAAAGCUGACUCGGCCCAGUCAUACCUUCAAAUUGGUGAUGUAUCUCAUCCGAUUCUUGAGCCCACCAACCCAUUAUUAAUUCCAGACGUGGUGUUUUUUGAGAAUUCCAAGCAAACUAUGAUAAUGCAGGAAAUACUUAGAGACUACUCGCUAGGAGAGCAUCUCUUGAUAAUCGGCAAUCAGGGGGUUGGAAAAAACAAAAUUGUAGACCGAUUCCUUCAACUUUUGCGUCUUCCGAGAGAAUAUAUUCAGCUGCAUAGAGACGUCACCGUUUCCAGUUUGACUUCGUGCCCUACAAUUGUGAAUGGGUGUCUUGUUUAUGAAGAUUCUCCACUAGUUCGUGCUGUUCGUGAGGGAUACAUUCUUGUUGUUGACGAGGCUGAUAAAGCUCCGACACAUGUCACUGCCAUUCUCAAAUCCUUGGUAGAAGAUGCUAAUCGACCAGGUUUUCCAUUUUUGGGUAACGAUUUUUGGCGAGAAGUUGGAGACGUAUUUGCUUGCCAUGUUGUUGAGAAUCCUGAUUCCGAAUCAGAGAUGCAACUUUUGAAGCAUUAUGCACCUGAAACACCAGAUCAUAUGCUUUUAAAGGCCAUUAGUUUAUUCAAUGAUCUUCGUAAAUUGGUUGAUGAGGGACUUAUAUCAUAUCCCUAUUCUACUCGCGAGCUAGUAAAUGUAGUAAAGCAUAUGCAGGCGUAUCCUAGCGAGGGAUUAUCUAAAGCAUUGCAAAACGUAUUUGACUUUGAUCUUCACGAGCCUGAUUUGAGGGCUCUAUUGAUUGAUACAAUGACAAAGCAUGGAGUUUCAAUUGGUAAAGAAACCAUUUUUAAACUUCGGUUGGCAAAUAAUAUCUCACUUUCACCGUCUACAAUAUUGGAGCACUGGCAUGUGUUAGCACAUGCUAGAUUAUGCAUAUCGGGAGAUGCACAUAGUAUUCAAACUAGAGGACCUUGGCCAUUGCGGCGGCCACCGACAUGGGAGCCAUUGAUUUUGAAAAAUGAACGCGCAACGACUUUUACAGAACUGCUCUACACCUUCAAGCUUCCAUGUGUUGGAAAUUCAUUGGAUAUUAUUCAUGCACACGAUCAUUGUCUGCUUGUAGCGACUGCUGAGCCAUCAAUGUUGACUAUUAUCUCUCCUGACCACAGGACUUAUCAAAAGAUUGAACUGUAUGAGUAUGUUCCUGCAACUAGCGGAACUAGGCUGUAUAUUGCUGAAGUUUCUCCCAAUGUCAUUUGCAUUUUGAACUCGGUAGAAAACAACAUUGUAUUGCUUGAUUUUAUCAAGGGUUUGACCAGCAUUCUUAGUAUUGUUGGAAUGGAUCCAGCAAUGGAGUCUACCAUGUGUGCUGAAUCAGCUGCUUUUGGUUACUUGCCGUGGCCUCGAUCAGUUGACGAUUAUGCACACAACGAAUAUAUAAAUAUCGAGCCAUGCUUUCAGUAUUUGAAAAUUUCAGAGCAAUUAGCCACGUUAAUACCUUCCGAGAAUGAUGGCCAUGGAUGGUUAGAGUUGUUGGAUAAAAAAUCGAAUUGCCUUCGUCGAAUUGACAUGAGACUCGCAGUUCCAAACUCUGCUGUAUUAAAUCGGAAUACAACAAUGACGGAAAAAACACUUUACUUGAUAUCUGGAAAGCGUUUGAAUUUGGGAAAACUUGUAGAACUGCCUGAUGGAAAUUUGCUUUUCAUGAACAAUCUAGGAUUAGUUAGUGUGGUACAAAUACAAGCUGAGCAAACUGCUGAAGAUGAAAAACACUGGAAAAAACUUACUGGAAUGCAAGAUGAAAACACGCUUAAAAUUAUCUACAAUGGCAAUCACCCGGAUGCAUUGGCAGAGUCACAAGAUAUGAUAGGUCAGGGUGGAAAUGAAGGGAGCGGACAGGGACAAAGUGAUCAAAGUGGAUCUGGAGGAUCUGGAGGAGGUGGAGGAGCUGGAAAUGCUGGCAAUAAUUCGACUGACAAUAUUGGCAGCGGUUUGUCGGAUUUAAAAGGUCGAGAGUCUGGAAAUAUAAACGAGUCGACGUUUCAGCUGCGAUCUGCUGGAGAACUUCCCAAAGAAAUCACAGAAGCGCAGUUGGCGCUGCAUCAUAAACUACUAGAAUCCAAACUUAAACAACUUGAUAUUUCAGCCAAAGACAUGUCGUUAUUUACAAAGUAUAAAACAAAUGUUCAACGAGAAAUAAGAGAAUUGCGUGUAAUUCUAGAAGGGCUUGAAGCAAAAGAAAAAGAAAGAGUCUGGAUCAGAAACAAAACAAAUGGCGAUAUAGAUGAAACAAAACUUGUCGAGGGACUUGCAGGUGAUCGAUCAAUUUACCGAAUUCGAGGUGACAACAACAACGAUCCAGCAUUUCAAAAAUUACCAAAAAAACUACACUUUGUGUUUGAUCUAAGUGCAAGUAUGAUGAGAUUUAAUGGUCAUGAUGGACGAAUGGAACGAAGUCUUGAAUGUGCAGUGAUGCUCAUGGAAGCUUUUCGUGGAUUUGAGUAUAAGCUGCAAUACAAAAUCAAUGGUCAUUCUGGUGAUGGGCCUAAUACACAGUUUAUACAAGCAGGCAAAUUUCCAAAAACUGAAAAAGAUAUGCUUGAAAUUAUAAAUCGAAUGAGCAUACACGCUUCCUAUUGCAUAAGCGGAGACAAUACAGUUGAUGCCGUAACAACUGCCAUAAAGGAUAUUACAGAGGAAGAGGCAGACGAUUAUUUUGUACUGGUGUUGUCAGAUGCUAACCUGAACCAAUACAAUAUUAGUCCAGAAACAAUAGCCACAGCUUUGAAGUCAGAUUCUCGUGUAAACGCAUACAUGAUCUUUAUUGGAAAUUUGUCUGAUCAAGCUCAUCAAUUCUCCAAAGAUCUUGGUGGGCACGCCUUUGUGUGUCUCGACAACAAAGAACUUCCAAAGAUUAUGAAAACAAUCUUUCUUUCGUCAUUUUUGAAAUAAAUUUGACCAAGAAUGCUCUAUUUAGAAAUAAAUCUAAGAUAUUCCAAGUUGGAGUUGG
Molecule: messenger RNA, 5131 nt
Organism: Batrachochytrium dendrobatidis JAM81
Lineage: Eukaryota; Fungi; Chytridiomycota; Chytridiomycetes; Rhizophydiales
Exons: 22
Coding region: 1-5073 (1690 amino acids)
Cellular component (GO): cytoplasm
Molecular function (GO): ATP binding; ATP hydrolysis activity
Source: RefSeq, a predicted model, not a curated record